Mangifera indica (mango) is the source of this 4752-nucleotide messenger RNA. RefSeq names its product disease resistance protein RPP2B-like. The record is from RefSeq and is a predicted model, not a curated record. Gene Ontology annotation, biological process: defense response; signal transduction. NCBI's taxonomy places the organism in Eukaryota, Viridiplantae, Streptophyta, Magnoliopsida, Sapindales, Anacardiaceae. The transcript is spliced from 6 exons. Bases 97 to 3606 code for a protein of 1169 amino acids. Gene Ontology annotation, molecular function: ADP binding.
CCAUCUUCCCGGAAAAGAGAUGAAAAAGACUUAGAUAUAUUGGAAUAUAGUUCAAUUACUCAAUUAGCUGAUGUUUUAGUUUAGCCUUCCUUGUUUAUGCGAAGUACCUCUCAUCAUUUGCAGCAGUUAAUGGCUUCCUCUUCUUCUUCUUCCAAUACUCCUAAAUUAGAGUACGAGGUUUUCCUUAGUUUCCAUGGUGAGGACACCCGGCAAAACUUUACCAGCCAUCUGUAUGAAGCCUUUUGUAAGAAAAAGAUUAAAACUUUCAUUGAUGAUAAGCUUAAUAGAGGAGAAGAAAUUUCUCCCUCUCUUUUGAAGGCAAUUGAACAUUCAAAGAUCUCGGUUAUCAUUUUCUCUAAACGCUACGCUUCCUCCAGAUGGUGUCUCAAAGAACUUGAGGAGAUUGUUAAAUGUAAGAACACGUAUGAUCAGAUCGUAAUACCAGUCUUCUAUGACGUAGAUCCAUCUCAUGUCAGGAAUCAAACUGGGGUUUUUGGGGAAGCAUUUGCUGAGCUUGAAAAGCGUUUUAUGGAUGAUUCAGAGAUGUUGCAGAGAUGGAGGACUGCUUUGAGGGAUGCAGCCAACAUUUCUGGUUAUGAUUCAAAGAACUCUAGGAAUGAGACAACGCUGAUAAAAGAUCUUGUCAAUGAUGUAUGGAAGAAAUUGGAUUACAACUCCUCAAUUAUUCCUUCCAAAUACCUAGUUGGACUAGAGUCAUCAAUCGAAGAGAUUGAAAAUUUAUUAUGUUCAAAGGGUGUUUGUAAGCUAGGAAUUUGGGGCAUCGGGGGCAUAGGAAAAACUACUCUUGCUGAUGCUAUAUUUAAAAAAAUCUCUAAACAAUUUGAAGAAUCUUACUUCAUUUCAAAUAUUAGAGAAGAAUCAGAAAAUAGUGGGGGAUUAAAUGACUUAUGCCAAAAAUUGAGUUCUGCAGUUUUAGGGGAUGAACAUCCCAAUCAUAGAUUCACCUUCACAAGAAGAAGUCUUAUUAGCAGAAAAAAAGUUCUUAUUGUAUUUGAUGAUGUAACGAAGUUAAAGCAAAUGCAAUGUUUAAUGGCAAUUUUUGGUGAGUUGGAUUCAUACAGUCGAAUCAUUAUAACGUCAAGGGAUAAACAUGUGCUAAAAAAUUGUGAAGUGGAUCGCAUUCAUGAGAUGACACUGUUAUCUCCUGAUGAUGCUUUUCAACUUUUUGAACUACAUGCCUUUAGAGGAAACUCUCCAACAGCAGAUUAUACAAAGCUAUCAUAUGAAGUGGUAGCUUAUGUUGAAGGUCUUCCACUAGCUCUUGAAGUUUUAGGUUCCUUUUUAUUCACUAGGACAAAGGGAGAUUGGGAAAGUGCACUAGAAAAGUUGAAAACAAGACCUUAUGGGGAUGUCCAAAAGGUAUUAAAAAUAAGUUACGAAGGACUAGAUGGUGAAUAUAAGCGUGUAUUUUUGGAUAUUGCAUGUUUCUUUAAAGGGUGUGAAAGAGAUUUUGUAGAAGCAAUCUUGAAAGCUUGUGGCUUAAACCCUCGUAUUUAUAUAAAAGUUCUCAUUGAAAGGUGUCUCAUAACUACAUCAUUUGACACCAUAACAAUGCAUGAUUUACUUGAACAAAUGGGUAGAGAAAUUGUUCGGCAAGAAUCAAUUGAUAAUCCUGGCGAACGUAGUCAUUUGUGGGAUCAUGAGGAUAUAUUUUCAGUAUUGAAGAAUAAUACGGGAACUAGAGCAAUUCGAAGCAUAUGCUUGGAUAUGUCUAAAGUAGAAAAGCUGCAUUUAGAUCCUGAAGCUUUUAACAACAUGCAAAACCUACGAUUCUUGAAAUUUUAUGGGUUUGAACAUGGAAAGAAUGUGCCUGAAUCUAAUUCCUCUGCAUUGCUCCACAUCUUGAGAUGGUUGAAAAGAGAAAACUCCAAUGAUGGAAAGGUGCAUGGUUUUGAGAAACUUAAAUUUGAUUUCCAUCCGAUAAGGUACUUUUGCUUUCAUGGAUAUCCUGACAAAUCAUUGCCGUCAAAUUUUAAUCCAAAGAACCUUGUUGCACUUUACAUGCCUAAUAGCAAAGUUGAAAAACUUUGGACUGGUAACCAGGUUCUUGUUAAUUUGAAACAUAUUGACCUCAGUGACUCUAAGCAUCUACGCAGAAUACCAGAUUUGUCACUUAUGCCAAAUCUUGAGAGCUUAGAACUUGAUACUUGUACAAAUUUGCUUGAGAGUUUUUCAUCUAUCCAUAAUCUCCAUAAACUUGUUAUCCUGAAUCUACAAGGAUGCAAAAGCUUGAAAAAUCUUUCAAUUAGUGAUAGUUGCCAAUCUCUUCGACAAGUUUUUCUCUCUGGUUGCUCAAAUCUCGAAACAAUUCAAUAUCUCCCUGAUACAGUUGAAGAGUUAUAUCUAAAUAAUACUGCCAUUAAAGAAUUGCUAUCAAUAGAGCAUUUAUUUAGACUAGAAAUGUUGAAUCUUGAAAAUUGUUCAAGGCUUGAGAGAUUACCAAAUAGUAUUCGUGAGUUGAAAUCUCUUAAAGAACUGUAUCUCUUAAAUUGUUCCAAACUUGAUAGAUUACCUAAUGACAUAGGAAACUUACAAACUCUGGAGCAUCUGUUACUGGAGGAUAUUUCUUUUGUAGAAAUACCACCAUUUAUUACAAGUUUGAUCAACUUGGAGACAUUAGGUUUGAGUAGAUGCAACAUGCAGAAGCGAUUCGGUAUCCCACUCGUCGAUUUCUCUGUCUUCCAAAGACUAUCAAUCUUAUACCUGAUUGAUUGUCGCCUUGAGGUGUUACCCAACGGUAUUUGCAAAUUACUGUCGCUGUUUUCUUUAGAUCUUAGCGGAAACGAUUUUCAGACGCUACCAGAGAGCAUCAAAGACCUCUCUAACUUGCGAGAUCUUUGGUUGAGGAAUUGCCAGAGGCUUAAAGACUUACCAAAGCUUCCAAGAAGUUUACGAGUACUGCAUGCAAUGAAUUGCAUAUCUCUUGAAUCAAUAUCAAGUUUACUAGAUAUGAAUUGUCUUUUGGGGACAAGUGACUUCAUCAAUUGUUUCAAAUUAAAAUUAGAUAUGACAAAUCUUGCCUUGAUUAUUGGGAGAAGUGCAGAUGCGUUGUGUCACCGCUUUGAUAUCAAGUAUGAACUGCAAACGGCGAAGAUUGUUUACCCUGGAGGCAGAAUUCCAAAGUUUUUUGACUUAAAAAGUAAUGAAUCUUUUAUAAAGUUUCCAGAAGGUUGGGCCAAAGAUAACUUAAUUGGUUUCAUUAUAUGUGUUGUUGUAUCAUCACAAGACGAUAAACUAAAUGUUGGAUUUCGCCUGAUUGUUAAUGGAAAGAUGAUUUUUUCUGAUUAUCUGAUUGACUCAUGGCCUGUUUGUCUUAAAUUUCCUAAAGGAGAGGAAGUUAUUGAAUUAGAUCAUGUAGUCAUAGGUUUUCAAUGCCUUCAUAUGUUUGAGGCAUUUUCUACACUCAAUUUGAAUAGCCAAGGUGGUAUUGAGUUCUUCGUUGAACAUGCAACUAAGAAUGGUGAGGUUCGAAAUCAAGUGAAAAAAUGUGGAGUGACUUUGUUAUAUGCCAAAAAUGAUGGUUUGAGAAGAGUUAAGUGGACAAAAAUGAAGAAAGAUCUCGAGUGGUGGAAACUUGAAGGUUGAAAUGUUGUUACAGAAAAGGUAAUGUAAGUACAAAAUCCCUAAACUUAUAAUAUUAGGUCAGAACAUGUCGAUAAGAUCCCCAUUAUGUCCCCAUGUCUAAUCUUGGAGCUUUUUCCUAUGGUAUUCUUUACAGAUGAUGUGGCUUACUGCAUAGUUGUUUAAUAGUUUCAAGGUGUUGUAUGGUUACAGAGAUGUUUUGCUGCUAUUUGGUUCUCUAGGCUAUGAAAGGGUAUUGGUUGCUGUUCGAUACUGCUGUAAGCUUGCUAUUAACUAGCAAUUAAUUAGGUGUUAUAUCCAUUGCUGCUUGGCAUAACUUGGAGAAAUAAUUUGAUGUGAAAUUUGCUAAUCAUCUAGCCUCACUCUCUGUACAGGGGUUGUUAGAGUCCUCGGUUAACAGCAGGAAACAAAUUGAUGCCGUACAUUUCAUUCAUGCCUUUCAUCUUACUGAAAGCUUUCCCCCUGUUCCCCUCUCGAAGACAUACUUAAAGAACUGAAGCAGAAACUCACAGGGAAAGGGUGUGAGUUCGGGUGGAGAUACUAGUGCACAGGUUAAUUUUCAUACUAAAGCAUAAUGAGUGAGUGAUGCUUGGAAAUUCCUUUGUAACUAUAUGCUAAAUGAGAAUUUUCUUUUCAAUACAGAUUGAUGUAAAUGCACAGGAACUUGCUGCUUUGACAGCUGUAGUUAGUUGUGUCCAAGAGUACAGGCUUGAACCUGACAAUCCUCUCGAUCCAGUUCAGAAAAGGAUUGAACAACUGGAGAGGUUGAAAUCUGAUAAGAAAAGGGGUGGAGAUUUUGGGAGACGUCAACACUCCAAGAAACAAAGAGCAAACUGAGGAUACAGUGGAUUUCUUUCUUACAGUGGCAAGGCAGCUCUUCGUAGGCGUGUUCUGCCUGCUUUCUGAUGUGUCGGGCCCUUGCGAGCAAAAUGCAACAUUUUCUUUGACAGGGCAGCAUAUGGAGGAAUGCCUGAGACAUGUCCUCUGGCUGGUCCAAACUCUUAUGAUUAUCAAGUUCCUAGCCAGCCUGUUUUUGCUGAGCAACCAAAUGAUCAAAGAAUAUGCUUUUUUAUCCCCAAGAUGUAGUUAUCAAAUGCAAGAUUUGUGUGCAACCUAAGUGAAUGUGCACAGAAUUUAUUUGUGAGUGAA